This is a messenger RNA of Epinephelus moara (kelp grouper), 4509 nucleotides long. RefSeq names its product beta-1,3-galactosyl-O-glycosyl-glycoprotein beta-1,6-N-acetylglucosaminyltransferase 3-like. Gene Ontology annotation, molecular function: acetylglucosaminyltransferase activity. Gene Ontology annotation, cellular component: membrane. The record is from RefSeq and is a predicted model, not a curated record. The transcript has a single exon. The coding region runs from base 64 to 1353 and encodes 429 amino acids. NCBI's taxonomy places the organism in Eukaryota, Metazoa, Chordata, Actinopteri, Perciformes, Serranidae.
UAUACAGGAGCCAAGUCAAUCUGUAACUUACAUUUAAGACAAAGCCACCUGCGGACAAGAGAAAUGGCUUUCGCUAAGUUGUUUAAGAGGCAGAGGUUGAGGAUCACAUCACUCCUCCUCAUGGGUAUGUUCCUUACCUUUGUCCUUUGGGAAACUGGCUCCAACAGGCACUCAUUGCCUGAUAUGAGAAUACCACAGCAGUUCUCUGUGGACAUGCCUGGCUGCUUGGCUAUCAUCAGUGGAAAUGUGGACGGUAAGAAAGAUGAUUUAGAAGUGCUUCUGGGAUCCAGGAAAAGACAGAAACCUUUAUCGGAGGACUUCUACUUGAACGUGACAAAGGACUGUCCAUCUUACAUUGACAAGAGAGGUUUCAUCACAGAGCCUCUCAGUGAAGAGGAGAAGGAUUUUCCCAUCGCCUACUCCAUGGUGAUCCAUGACAAGAUUGAGAUGUUUGAGCGACUUCUACGAACUGUUUACACUCCUCAGAACGUCUACUGUGUGCAUGUGGACCAGAAAUCCUCUAAAGAAUUUCAGAAGGCUGUGGAGGCAAUCGUUUCCUGCUUUCCUAAUGUGUUUAUUGCCAGUAAAUUAGAAAGAGUCGUCUAUGCCUCAUGGUCCCGAGUGCAGGCAGAUUUGAACUGCAUGAAAGAUCUGCUGGACUCAAACGUCCAGUGGAGGUACCUGCUGAACACCUGUGGGACAGACUUCCCCAUCAAAACCAAUGAAGAGAUGGUUCAGGCACUGAAGGUCCUCAAUGGGAAAAACAGCAUGGAGACGGAGGCCACAAAUGACCACAAGAAAACCCGCUGGCUGUAUCACUACAAUGUAACGGACUCUGUAGUAAGGACGGAUAUAAAGAAAAGUCCUCCACCCAUUAGCAGCCCAAUGUUCACAGGAAAUGCUUACUUUGUGGUCACGAGAGCCUUUGUGAAACAUGUGAUGCAGGACAGAGAGGUUCAGCAACUCUUGGAGUGGGAGAAAGACACAUUCAGCCCUGAUGAGCACUUGUGGGCCACCCUACAGAGGAUGCCCUCUGUUCCUGGAUCAAUGCCUGCCAACGACAAGUACGACGUGUCGGACAUGCAAGCCCUCGCUCGUGUGGUGAAGUGGGGCUAUUUAGCAGGAGAUGUGAAAAAAGGAGCCCCGUAUUAUCCUUGCACUGGCACAUAUAGAAGAUCAGUUUGUGUGUACGGAGCUGGGGACCUCCCGUGGCUCCUGGGACAACACCACCUCUUUGCAAAUAAGAUGGACCCUGAGGUUGAUGAUAUUGCUAUUAGAUGUAUGGAGUCAGUUCUGCGUUUCAAAGCUUUAGGCCAUGACCCACUGUUAAGGGAUGAAUACUCCACUAUUUAAAGCUGAUAAUCAUUUGAAAUGUGAAAUAUAGAUCGUCUCAUUGACAUGCUGUUGCUGAGGUCACAGCUUUAGUCACCGUUUACUUCCUAUCAGGUAUCAAGGAAACUACAAGUUUAACAAUUAUUCGUUUUUUUGUUUUUGUUUUUUAAAGUUACCUUGUCAGCUAUUGCACAACAGUCAAACAGAAAAUAUAUUUGUGUGUUUACAUUGUCAAGUUUGAACUGGUCUAUAAUGUAUUAGAUAUGUUAACAUUUUAUAGAUAAUAAUGGGUAAAUAUAUUCUAGCAAUCAUAUUCAUGUAUUCUAUAUUUAUUGUUAUGGGUUUUAUAUAUAUUAAAAUAUAAAAUGUGAGAAAGUGUAAAAUGUGUGAAAUAAUAUAUAUAUAUAUAUAUAUAUAUAUAUAUAAAAGCAACCAUAUUAAUGUAUUAUUUAUGUCUCUUAAUGACAUUUUUAUAAAUUAUUCUGUGGCUGUUGUUAGUAUAGUGUUGUGAUCUUCUGUAUUCUCUUAUAUGUUUUUAACAUUUUUAUAUUAUUGUCAAGUUAUUAAUAUGGAUGUUGUAAUUUCUGAUAAUACUCCUGUCCUUUAUUCAUGAUUUCAAUUUAAUCUGUAUUUGUGAUGCCAUCUAGUGGACUGUAAGUGGAAGGUGUACUUGCUUUGUAGUUUGGUAUUUAUUAUGUGAAUGUUGAAUAUUUCUUUUGUAACCACUAGAAAACUGUGACCAAAUGUUAUAAAAAAAAACCCCAAAACAAAACAAUGAUGUGGAUCCAUGACUUUACUUGGAGAAAAUGUUACAUUAAGACCUAACAUCUUUGCUUCAGAUUGUUGCUCUCACAAAUGUUUCCCCUCCACGAGUCAGAGGGCACAUUCAGGUGAGAGGUAAAACAUUAAACAAUAUUCCCCCCAGGCAGGAUUUUGAUAGAGAUCGUCAGCAGUGAACAGUGAAAAAAAAAAAAAAAGGUGCUGUCAAAAACUUGUUCUAUGAAAUGCCACUCGACUGGUCAGGAACCUAAAAUGCAGUUUAAAAAUCAGAGCAACCAUAAAAAUAUAUUAAUUUCUCUCCUUUGUCACCUUUUGAAUAUAAAUAUAUAUUUAAAUGUAAUAAAGCAGAACAUGCAUCAACCAUUUGUAACAGAGUGCCUUAAAUAACGUGUAGAUUACACCAGUAACUAGGGAACACCAAUAAGUAACUAAGUUUGACAUGAUAUACCAGCAGUAGAUAAAAAAAUUAAAGAAAAAGAAAAGAUUAAAAACAUUUCAGCCAGCAUUUGGGAAAAAAACGCUGAAGAUCAAGCUUGUAAAAAGUUCCACAAUGUAACAGGCAGCACAGUUUCAAAAAGGCACUUUCUUGAUGCGAAGCGCUUCAGUCACGUUGUCCAGAACAUAAACAUAAAGAGUGGCUGCUGGAAAAUAUUCUCCGCCUCCACAUCUUGCAGUGCGAGCAGGGUCACUCUGGAACAGCAGCAGCUGCGACCUCCACUUUGCCGUGCAUGUCCUGGUCGAUUCUGCGGACAGAUUCGACAGCCGUCAGACAUCUGUGUGACUGGGGUGCCGUCCAACAGGGCUAUGAUAACUAAUGAUCAAAGCACCAACAGGCUACUACACUGCUUAUUAACACUUUGUUCACAUAUUCAUAUCCUGCUAUGUAAUCAUUACCUUUACACCACUACAAAGGGAUUUCUUAGAGUGAGAGAGCAUUUCUAUUUCUUUGUUUUUUACUUACCAGAUGUUCAGCAUACUUCACUAACUGGAUACAAAUUCUGCCUAAUAUGAUCCAUGCUCUUUUUACUGACAGCACUGUAAACAUUUGGGCAAUACAAACCACCAAUAUCAGUUGUAUUAUUAUGAGGUUAUUACUUCCCUUGAAACCUUGCAAGACAAACGCACUACUGUGUAAUUGUAAUAUGUAGUGAAGAAGCCCUGAAUCAAUGUCAGAGAACAGGCUGCGUUCAUUAUCUGCAGCACAGAUAAGUGCAACCUUUGUGCUUAAAAUGUGCAAUUUUUCCAUGUCGAUGUGUGAGGUUUCAGUGCAUUUGUCUUGCAAGUUUGCCGCUCAACUUCAUGCACCCAGCAAGAGAAGUGCAACUAGUUGUAGCAGUGUUGUAAACGCAAUACCGAGUCUCCUCUACAACCCCGUGGUUAUUACUUUUCUAAUCUUCUAACAUGCCACGACGUAUCUGCAGCUUAAUAACCUCACGCCCACUACUUCUCAGUAAUGAGCAGAAGAUUUCUGUGUGCAUGAGCCAGGCUGACAGAAGGUUUGUGGCGAUUGCUAAACAUCAGCAGGGAGUGGGUUUGCAGUGAGUCAUGCAAAGAGCUGUGAGAGUGGACAAGCCGAGUGUUCAGUGAGGGCGAGUUACUGAAUUGGGGGGGGGGGGGGGGGUGUACCAUGUGAGGACAUGGUUACGGUGCAACCACAAAACCACAGUGACUAGGACAGCCUACUUCCCUGUUGUUCCACAAACAUGAACACACUUACCCAACAUCAACCACAUCACAUUCUAAACCUGGUUUUUAAAGAGACACAUGCAGGUAAGUGCCACUUGAUGCCCCAACUUUGGUAUCAGAAAUCAGAAAUGCAAUAAUUUAUCUUAAAACUAUUCUAAAUUGUUCUUCACAUAAAUUAAUAAUUCAGCAUCACAUUGAAGACAGUACCUGGGCUAUAAAAUGGGCUACACAGGUACAUUUAAAACCACAUUCAGAUAGCUGAUAUUAUUGUGAGAUGAUAAAUAGAGAACAAAUUUAACAAGAGUUGACUUCGAAAUGAACUUCACAGAAUUGGCUCAGAAAUGGGAUUCAGUUGGUUAAACAAUCACCAAGCCACCUAUUUUUGGAAACCAAUCAACCAGCUCCUCAGCCUGCUUUGAAGAGAACAUCCGAAAUCUACUGAGAGGGAAAUGUGGGACAUUUUGGAAGAGGAAAGUUGCUGAUUUCGGCCAGAAGGUAAUCAUCCGACUAAUGACACGUGGGACACAAUGAGGUGUAUUGGUGCAUUUCUGAAAGCCAAUGGAUCAUUUCCUUGUUAGUUUUGUGAAAUGCAAAACAAAACAAAAGAAAACCAAAAAAAGGCUGAGACUGACCCUGGGUGAAAGUGCAUAUACCUUUUACGGCUUUUCCUAUUUUUUUCGUCGUCAAACCUUAAGAAGGGGGGGGGCAGGG